Messenger RNA from Suillus plorans, 1551 nucleotides. RefSeq lists its product as uncharacterized. Bases 364 to 1329 code for a protein of 321 amino acids. The transcript is spliced from 3 exons. NCBI's taxonomy places the organism in Eukaryota, Fungi, Basidiomycota, Agaricomycetes, Boletales, Suillaceae. The record is from RefSeq and is a predicted model, not a curated record.
GAGCUGCAAGAUACCUGCCUUGGACUCUUGCAAGCCUGAUGCUGCAAUCAAAGCAUGGAAUGACGAGAUGUGCGACAUGCGGCCCUCAGAAGCCCGUACCAAGUUCUUUGAGAUGGUGGAUUCUCGAUAUAAGACCGCUUUAAAAUCGCAAGGCCGAUCAUCAUUUGUUAGGGAGGCUUUCAAAAACAUGUUGGGUGCUAUGCCACACGUAUUUGCUGUUUUGGUCAUCCCGAUGCUGUUUCUUACAUCGAAACAGCGGUGGCUGGUCACUUGCGCAUACGCUUCUCAGCGACUGAAAAUGGGCUCUGGAGUAAUACUAAUACUGGUUAUCCAUCAGAGCCCCUUCUGUCUUGCAUCGCAGCAAUGUUACUCCAUGAAUUACCUAGACAACUACCUGAUGCUUUGUCUGUCUUGCAGAGCAGGAUUGGUAGUGGGAUGGUUGAAAUCGGACAGAGCGGAGAGUUGAUCAGCAGACUUUUGCUGCUUCUUGCCAAGGACCUCUUUAUCCGCCUGCCAGUGAACCACUCUAGAAAUGUGAUCCGGGGUGUACUCUGUUUCGAAAAUGAGCACUCCGAACUGCUGGACUGCAAGGACGUCUCUGUCAUCGAUUUCUUGGAAUACCUUUUUGGCACGGCGUUCUGGUCGGAGGCGGGAGAGGAGGCCGAGACAGCUUUUGAGGAUGCCUACAUCAAUUUUUCUCAUUGGAUAUCUAUGGAAGAGUUUAUCUCGCCUCCGGAUGCCAGUGAUUUCGAAGAUGGUACAUCGGCAAGUGCUAGAUGCGAUGCUCAAGAAUGGACAUUGCGACAUUGGCAUCGCACAAGCGCGGUGCAAUGCUGCCCUCUGCAGCCGCUAGUCGACAAGAUGAUCCCUAUAUAUUUUGACGAUCCCGACCUUGGCCCCGAUUUGAAACGCAUGUCCCAAAUUUUCAUUUCCGACAAAGCGGGGAAGAAUAGCAAUAUAGGAGAUCGAGGUUACAAUACGCGCACGCAUGAUACGAUUCAGUGCCAAUCAGAUCUCCCCUACAUCGCUCUCCUUCUCGAUCUCAAUAGGGACCCGGGCCCGCAGCUUAGCGCUACAUAUCCGAAGAGGGACCCAAGCGAUCCUGAAACAGGCAGAUGUCUGCGGAUCUACGCUUCUGGAAUGAGCAACACCACGUUUCCAUUCUUACGUCGACAUCCUGACGCUGUAGAAAGGUUACGAGGCAUUCUCUCUCGACAGAAUGAAGCACCAUCGCAGACGACACUUCAAGCGCUCGUCAGAUUCGGGAGUACUGCCAGGUUGCGCAACUUGCAGUGGGAGGCACAAGAAGAGUUGUACUCGGGCAAUUGAGCAGCUAGCAGAUGUGCGUACCUUGAUAAGAAUUUUUGAAGAUUAUCCCAAUGGCAUACAAAACACAAGCACAUACUAUUUCAAUUCAGUCGUUGGUUUUCCUUUACUUUUUACAUGCGAAGCGAUGCACAUGCGCCAUAUACUAGUAGAUACCAAUGAUCGCAUCAAUUGCGGCCCUUCUACUAUGCUGCUUCCUGAUCAUUGUGUGCUCAAUAUCAACCU